Molecule: messenger RNA, 843 nt
Organism: Ordospora pajunii
Lineage: Eukaryota; Fungi; Microsporidia; Ordosporidae
Exons: 1
Coding region: 1-843 (280 amino acids)
Biological process (GO): mRNA splicing, via spliceosome
Cellular component (GO): precatalytic spliceosome; Prp19 complex; catalytic step 2 spliceosome
Molecular function (GO): protein binding
Source: RefSeq, a predicted model, not a curated record
AUGGACUACACACUCACCACUGUGAUGAAAAUUCACCAAGGCUGGAUAAAGUCGAUCGAUAUAGAUCCUUACGAUGCAUUUGUUGCUUCGUCAUCGAUGGAUAGGUCAAUAAAGCUGGUUGACAUAAAAACCAAGCAACUACUUGCUUCUAUCUCGCAGAAGUCGGUAUGCGAAGACGUCAGGUUCAGCACAAAACAUCCUUACCUCUUCUGUGCCUCGCUCGAUGGACUCAUAAGAUGCUACGACCUUAUUGACAGAGAGUUCAUAAAAGAAUAUUACGGCCACAUGUCAUCUGUAUUGUGCCUGGAUACUUGUGAGGACAUGCUUUUCAGUGGAUCUGCUGACUGCACAGUCAGAGGCUGGGAUAUAAGGAGCAGGUCUUGUACUUCUAUCAUGAAAGGGCAUACACUUCCAAUCAACCGCGUUAUAUACAGGCACAGCAACGUGUACAGCUGCUCAAUGGACGGAUGCAUAAAUGUCUGGGAUGAAAGAAACACCAGGUCUUGUGUUGCAAUGCUAAGCUCAAGCGCAUCAGACAUGUGCUUCUGCGGAGACACAUUGUUUAUAUCAAACAGCAAAGCAGUAUUCGAAUGCAAUCAGCCUUCAGAUGCUGUAUUGCAGAUAGAUACACUUUGCCUACAGCAUUACGAUAAUCAGCACUACAUCAUCGGUUCUGAAGAGUUCAUACUCAUCAAGUCAAAAAACACAGGCAUACCAGACCACAGAAUCAAUAUCUUCGGAAUGGCAAAUACUCUGAAGGCAACAAGCGACAGAACAAAAAUAAUCGUGGGUGGCACAAGCAAAAAUAUGGAGUUCUUGGAAAAAAACGAACAUGGCAUUUAA